Molecule: messenger RNA, 2440 nt
Organism: Cucumis sativus (cucumber)
Lineage: Eukaryota; Viridiplantae; Streptophyta; Magnoliopsida; Cucurbitales; Cucurbitaceae
Product: ankyrin repeat protein SKIP35
Exons: 3
Coding region: 37-1908 (623 amino acids)
Source: RefSeq, a predicted model, not a curated record
GAAGGGGUACGGCGAAAAAUUGAAUCAAGGGGGUGGAUGGAGAAAGAAGUUUUGGUUCCGAUCAGGGACAAUGUGGCUGAUGAAGCUUUAAUGUUUGAUCAAAUAAAUAUGGAAAUCAAAACUGAGGAAAAUGAAAUUGAUAUUCAGAAGGGUGAUGUUUAUGCUCCUGCAUCCGAGAAAGGCGAGGGAAGUAGUGUUGUAUUCUCCAGAGAAGGUCCUCUUGUGAAGAAAGAAUCUGUUCUAGCUCAUGGGUGUAAUUCCAAUGAACAAAGUCCCAAGUCCAUGCUAAUGGUGACAGAUCAUAAGCAGGGAAAGAAAGGGAAGUCCUGUCAUGAAAAGAAACUUAGCAGACAAGAUAGAUUCGAGUUGGGGCGGUUGUUUCAGGGUGCUGUAAGCUCACAUGAUUGGGAGCUUGCAGAUAGUUUGAUUGCUUUGGCAGAUCCCCCGACUCUUAAUGAUGCUUUGUGUAUCACCUUGGAUUCAAUCUGGUUUUUGAGCACACAACAAGAGCUUCAUGGAAUAACUGGGUUAAUUAAGAACAUCAUUGUGAGUGGAGCUUAUGAUUUUACAAGAGCAGCUCUUAGGACCUCUUUUCUGGCUUCGUGUGUCUCUGCCUGCCAGAGUCGAACAAUGAGUCUUGCAGAUACUGUGACUGUCAUGGCACAGAGGUUGCGUGAGCGUCUCCAAGAGUGCAAUGGAGAUGAGGUUUUAAAAGCAGAGGCUGGUACUAAGGUUCAAAAGUUCACAGAGUGGGCUCUGAAAUGCAUAGGUUUCCAUUCUGGGUGCCAUGGAAAUAAGGACCGAGUGACUCAGAGCUCUGCUGCUGAGAUCCAACUUCAGUUAUCUGCUUUCAAAAUGUUCCUAGAUUUUGCUGGCAAUCAACUUACUGGAAAAGAUUUCACGGAAGCCUUUGAUGCUGCUUGUUUCCCACUCACUCUAUUUUCUAGUUCAUUUGAUCCUGGAUGGGCAACUGGAAUAUCAGCAACAGCAAUCCAAGGUUUAUUAUGUUUGCUGGUGGAGGGUGGUGCUGACAAUGUUAACCAAUGCUUUCUUGAAGCCUCUCGCUUUGGAAGCACAGAACUUGUGCGGAUUUUAUUACAGAUUGCCCAAAGGAACAGUUUGGACGUUGAUGUUGAUCUGGCUUUAGGUUUUGCUUCUCACUACUGUAAGAUUGGCACUAUGGAGUGCUUGGUGGAAGAGGGUAACGCCAUAGCUUUCCUAGGUCCUCUAAUGAGAGCGGCCGAAAGAGGAUGUUUGCCGGUGGUUGAGUGGUUUGUGAAAAGAGGUUGUCAGGACAUGGAACUCUGCUUGGCCCUCACCGCUGCUACCUCUAGCAGCCAAAUUAAUGUUGCUGCUUAUCUUCUUCCCCAUGUUCCUCAACACGUACUCGCUGCCCUCAGCAUUGAAAUUCUCAAGGCUGCUGGGGAACGUAGCAGUGGUUCUCUUGAUGGCGUGGAGUUUCUCCUUCAUUCCAACUUUCUUGGUGAUGUUUCUGCAACAUAUGCUGUUGCAGACAGUAUCUCCAAGUCGAGCGAUGAGUCUGUUGCUCCGGAGCUUAGGGCAUUUCUUCGGGAGCACUGGUCAGAGGCAGCUUAUGUGGAUGGUUUGAAACAAGGUCAAGAAAAUUACUUGAACUUUGUGCGGAUUUUGAGGUGGGGUGGAUUUCCAAUCUCUUUGAGGGAUAUUCCAGCACCCCUGAGGGUUGCAAUAGCUUAUCUACCACUGUAUAGGGAAUGUAUAAAGGUGAACGGAUACUUGUUUUCGCAAAAGCUGAGGGGGCAGCUGGUCGAAGCUGCAAGAAGGCUUGGUGGUGGAGUGUUAGAAGAGGUGAGCAACGGAAGGGAGCUUUUGGCUGUUUUGGAGCAUCAUCUUCCUCCAUUUUUGCUUCACAAGUUCAAGUUCGCUUAGCCAAGACCGUUGUUAUUGUAUCUUUUAUCUCCCACUCCUUAAAACGAAAAAAGAAAAGAAAAGAAUAGAAACAAGAAAGAAACGAAGAACAAGAUAGAGAAUGAGAAAGAAAGCAUUGCGAAAUGUGAUCGAUAUUCAAUUUAACGGGAUAGUGCGAAGCAUUUGUGGCUUGCCUAUUUUUCCUUCUAGCCUCUGAAGUUGAAUCUGCCUGGUUAUUUUCGAGAUAGGUGGCACUGUUUUGAAUGAAUGGUUCAUCAUAUCUUAUGUUAACGCACAUGUAAUGUAGGAUGUGGGGCAACAGCCACUGUUAGAAGGUUCGACCUGAACGAUGUGUACAUUACUGGUAUAUAUCAUCUUUUGUUCUCUGCCCAUGUGAAUUAAUGAUAAUGAGGAAACUUAAUAUCGUGUCAGCAUCAUCGUCCGUUGUCUCAGUCUGUAACUAGUGUGUUCGUCUUGGAGGCCAGUAACGAUGUUUUGUUCUCUUUUGUCUCUUGCUCUAAUAAUGAAAGCUCAAGGUUGUGAUCUUUUCAUA